AUGGCCAUCCUCCAGAGGCUGGGCCUCCGCCGGCGCAGCAGAUUCGACCCUCAAACGCCCCUCGAUGCCUUCCUCGACUCACCACUGCAGACGCUCAUCUCUGCCCUGUACGCCCUUCUGCUGAUGCUCCGCGGCCGCCCGUACGCGCCGCCAACACACAAUGGCAUUCGCGUCGUCUGUCUCUCCGACACGCACGACCUCUUCCCCGCCGACCCUGUGCCCGAGGGCGACCUCCUCAUCCACGCCGGCGACCUCUCGACCCCAGGCACGGCGGCGGCGCUGCAGGCGCAGAUUGACUUUCUCGCGGCCCAGCCGCACACGCACAAGGUGCUCGUCGCCGGCAACCACGACGCCUACUUUGACCCGAACGCGCGCUCGCUCGCCGACCGUACCUUCCGCGCGCCCCUCGACCUCAAGGGCGUCCACUACCUCCAGCACGAGGCCCUGACGCUGACCUUUGCCGCCCGCGGCGGCCGUCGCCUGCGCCUCUACGGCGCCCCCGACAUUCCGCGCUGCGGGCCCGCCGACUUUGCCUUCCAGUACGAUGCCGCCGCGCCGCCCUGGCAGGGCGCCGUCCCCGCUGACACGGACAUCCUCAUCACCCACACGCCGCCCUUUGCCCACCGUGACCUGCGCCUCGGCUGUCCCGCGCUGCUGGCCGAGCUGUGGCGUGUGCGCCCGCGCCUGCACGUCUUCGGGCACGUGCACUUCGGACACGGCCGCGAGGCUGCCCACUACGACGGCGCGCAGGCGGCGUACGAGUCGCUCGUCGCGCGCAGGGGCGGGCCUGUGCGGGAUCUGCUUCCAAGCGGCGCCUGGAUCGAUGCGCUCAAGGUCGCCGCCUACGGGCUGCACGCCGUCGUGUUCAAGGUCUUGAUGCUCGGGCCUGGCGGCAACACGGGCGGCACGUGGCUUGUGAACGCGGGGCUCAUGAAGGGGAACAGUGGCAAGCUCGGAAACCCGCCGCAGGUUAUUGUGUUGUAG
This is a messenger RNA of Verticillium alfalfae VaMs.102, 984 nucleotides long. Its product is annotated as metallophosphoesterase domain-containing protein. The transcript has a single exon. NCBI's taxonomy places the organism in Eukaryota, Fungi, Ascomycota, Sordariomycetes, Glomerellales, Plectosphaerellaceae. Gene Ontology annotation, molecular function: hydrolase activity. Bases 1 to 984 code for a protein of 327 amino acids. The record is from RefSeq and is a predicted model, not a curated record.